Messenger RNA from Habropoda laboriosa, 1128 nucleotides. It is a transcript of the gene Arglu1, whose product is annotated as UPF0430 protein CG31712-like. Gene Ontology annotation, molecular function: cadherin binding. NCBI's taxonomy places the organism in Eukaryota, Metazoa, Arthropoda, Insecta, Hymenoptera, Apidae. The record is from RefSeq and is a predicted model, not a curated record. Gene Ontology annotation, cellular component: mitochondrion; nucleoplasm. Bases 171 to 980 code for a protein of 269 amino acids. The transcript is spliced from 7 exons.
GCGGCAUAAGUCAGUGGUGCAGUGUACACGAUAGCAGUGCUUGGUUUAUUGUUGUAUUACGGUGUUCGCGUAGUGUUCGGUUAUUUUUAAAUAUAGAUACCCUUUUGCGGUUUUAGUAUAUCUUUAGUUUUGCGUGUGAUUCUUUGAAAAAGACAGUAGAGCUGCUUGUAAUGGGCCGUUCUAGAUCCAGGACAAAAUCUCCUAGUAGGCGGCGUCAUAAGAGUAAGCAUUCGAGAAAACGUUCCAAGUCGCGUGAAAAGCAUUCGAACAACAAAUACUCCGACAAGCCAAAGGAACGCAGUUCAAAGUCAAGGAAACGGUCACAUUCUGCAUCUUCUAGUUCAGGCACAGACGCUUCAGAUGAUGUUCACAUUGUCAGUCACAAGAAACGGUCGUAUAGAGACAGGGAUCGUAAAAUGGAUGAGGUAGAAAGAUUAGCAGAAAUGGAGCGUCAGAGGAAAAAGAAAGAAUUAUCGAACAAAAUCUUCACCGCAAGUGCAGUUGGAAGGCAACGCGAGGUGGAACAAAAAAUGGUGGAGGAAGAAGCUGCCAAACGAAUAGAAGAACUAGUGCAGAAGAGGGUGGAGGAAGAGCUAGAAAAACGUAAGGAGGAAAUAGAAGCUGAAGUACAAAGGAGAGUAGAAGAAGCUAAAAGGGCUAUGGAGCGUCAAAUGAUGGAGGAAAUGGAAUGGAGACAAGCAAAGCUUCGUGAGGAGGAGAAACGAAGAGAGAAAAGAAAAAAGAAAAAAAGAAUGGAACUAGAGAGGAUCAUGGAGGAGAACAACAGAAAGAUAGAAGAAGCUCAGAAGAAACUGGCUGAGGAAAGAUUGGCCAUGGUCGAACAGCAACGUUUGAUGGAAGAGGAGAGGCAGAGAAUGAGGAAAGAACAUGAAAAGCGUGUUAAAGAGGAACAAAAGAAAAUCCUCGGGAAGAACAACUCGAGGCCUAAAUUGUCCUUUACGCUAAAGCCAGUUACGUGAGUCUGUCUCAUUUCGUGCAGUUUUACAUGUGAUAUUUAUACGAUCUUGUCGGUAUUUGGAAUGAUUCGUAAUUCCGCAAGAACAUUCACCGAUAAGCUGCUUGUACAUAGGUACAAAAGUUUUCACGCAGCAAGAAGAAUCCAAAGCU